CAAUGUGGUGUGCAGCGUCAACGUGCAGUACAUGUGGCCAGGACUUGUUUGAUUUCGCUUGUUGUUUGGUCAGAAGUUCACUGGCAGAUUUCCAAUCCACUGAUUUAUUAGUUUGGUCGGUACAUGGUGGAGAAGGUGAAGGUCGAAGAGUAGUUCGUCCGUGGACGUCAUGGGACGCGAGAGGAAGAAGGGGCAGAGUGGGGCAGCCGUUGCCUACAUCUCCAGGAAUCAAGCACUAAAAAAACUUCAGCUUACAUUACCUGAUUUCAGGCGACUAUGUAUACUAAAAGGUAUAUUUCCGGUCGAGCCGAAGCACAAGAAGAAGGUUGGUGGUGCAGGAAAGACCUACUACCUAACCAAGGACAUACAGUUUCUUGCACAUGAACCUGUCCUUGCCAAGAUGCGCAACUUCAAAGUGUUUGUAAAGCGACUGCGCAGAGCUAUGGGCCGUGAUGACUUAGAGCAAGCUGAGAGACUGUCGUCCAAUGAGCCAGUGAUGCCCUUGGAUCACAUCGUCCGUGAGCGCUACCCUACGUUUGUGGAUGCACUCCGUGACAUGGAUGACUGCUUGUCAAUGGUCUUUCUUUUCGCCACACUGCCACAGGAGAACCGUGUCAAGCGGAAAGUUGUACAGAAAUGUCGUCGUCUAUCAGUGGAAUUCAUGCAUUACGUUAUGGCUUCCAAUCGGCUCCGCAAGGUCUUCAUCUCUAUCAAGGGCAUAUACUAUCAAGUAGAAAUCCAGGGUGAAACGAUCACAUGGGUUGUACCACAUCAGUUUGCCCAGCAUACGCCAAGUGACAUUGACUUCCGGAUCAUGUUGACAUUUUUGGAGUUGUACACCACUCUGCUGGGUUUUAUCAACUACCACCUCUUCACAUCGCUGAACUUACACUAUCCACCUAUGUUAUCUGAAUUCCCACCAACAGAAGAUGGAGAAGGAGCAGAGAAUGACGAGGUGUUUGAAUCUCUGGCACAUCAGCUGGCUACUCUUCCCAAGACUGCUCUGGAGACCGAGGAGGCAGAACAAGAUGAGGAGUUGGCCCAGCUAGUUGAUGCCGACUUAAAUGCUGAUGAGCAAGCGCAGCGUGAUGCAACGCGUAAGCAGGAGGAGGAAGUCGAGAAGGCCCGUGGAUUGUUCUCACACUGUCGCUUCUUUCUUGGCAGAGAGGUUCCACGGGAGCCACUGGUUUUCAUCAUUAGGUGCUUUGGCGGGACGGUGUCCUGGUCCUCGACUCAGGCUGCGGGUGCAACUUACCAGGAGGAUGAUGACACUGUAACACAUCAUAUUGUUGAUAGACCAAAACAGAUGCAUCGCUACCUUUCAAGGUACUAUCUACAGCCACAGUGGGUGUUUGACUGCAUCAAUGCCAAGAGACUGCUGCCAGUGGACCAGUAUCUUGCCGGUGCUAAUCUUCCACCUCAUCUCUCACCAUUCGUUGAAGCCGCGGAGGGAGAGUACAUACCUCCAGAGCAAGUGGAGAGGAUGGAAGAGGAGGGUGAGGAGAUUCCUGUUAUGGAGCUUGAGCCAGCCAGAAAAUCUAAGAAGAGAAAGGCUAUGGAAGAGGAGGAAGAGACUAUGAAAGAAGAGCUUCACAGUGGUGCUGGAGAGGCACUGAUUCGACCUGGUGUAGUGGAGAAACCGGAAGAUCCCAACAAACUUGCUAAGAAGCAAGCUGAGGAAGAGAAACGCCUUGCAAUCAUGGCUAUGCCCAAGAAGAAGAAGAGACUCUAUGGCAAGAUCAUGCAGUCAAGACAGAAGAAGUCCACAGAGGUUCGGAAGUUGAAGCAGCGUCGCGAGGUGCUAGAGCAGCAGAAAGGCAAGAAGGCAAAAGCUAAGUAGAUGGCAGCACAGCAAGAGGGACAGGGAAUCUGCGCAUGGAAACAAACGCAGGGUUCGGAGCUGGAAGACGAUUCACAAUGUACAUACAAUAAUUAGCAUAAGAGCAGCAGCAGCAUGUGCUGUGCAUGCUGCUGUCCUAACAAUAUUUUCAUGCAAGUAGACUGACUGUGAGAAGGGAGGUGUGCUGUCAUUUUUAAUGUUUUCCUAUCCAUACUUCUCGUCUUCUAUGCUGCUACUAUUAGUAUCAUAAAAAAGUACAUUGUAAAUAGAUCAUGAAAGAUAACAAGAUCCUGCUUGAACUGGUA
Molecule: messenger RNA, 2145 nt
Organism: Sycon ciliatum
Lineage: Eukaryota; Metazoa; Porifera; Calcarea; Leucosolenida; Sycettidae
Product: pescadillo homolog
Exons: 18
Coding region: 170-1840 (556 amino acids)
Biological process (GO): ribosome biogenesis; maturation of LSU-rRNA from tricistronic rRNA transcript (SSU-rRNA, 5.8S rRNA, LSU-rRNA)
Cellular component (GO): nucleolus; PeBoW complex
Molecular function (GO): RNA binding
Source: RefSeq, a predicted model, not a curated record